Molecule: messenger RNA, 1320 nt
Organism: Populus trichocarpa (black cottonwood)
Lineage: Eukaryota; Viridiplantae; Streptophyta; Magnoliopsida; Malpighiales; Salicaceae
Product: 40S ribosomal protein S2-4
Exons: 3
Coding region: 104-931 (275 amino acids)
Biological process (GO): translation
Cellular component (GO): cytosolic small ribosomal subunit; ribosome
Molecular function (GO): RNA binding; structural constituent of ribosome
Source: RefSeq, a predicted model, not a curated record
ACACACAUGCACAAAUAUCUAAAACCCUAGCCGCCGCCGUCAUCUCUGUUCUCCUCCUCCAAAAACUACAUCGCCUCCACACACCAACCCUAGUUUUGCAAUCAUGGCAGACAGAGGAGCAGGAGGAGAACGGGGAGGCGACCGUGGAGCCUUCCGCCGUGGAUUCGGCGGCCCACGCGGAGAACGCGGAGGACGAGGUGGUCGCCGCCGUGCUCGCCGUGAUGAGGAGGAAAAAUGGGUCCCAGUUACCAAGCUUGGCCGUCUCGUUCGCGACGGAAAAAUCCGAUCUCUCGAACAAAUCUACCUCCACUCACUCCCAAUCAAAGAGUAUCAAAUUAUUGACACCCUUGUUGGACCAGGCAUGAAGGAUGAGGUCAUGAAGAUCACUCCGGUUCAGAAACAAACACGUGCCGGUCAAAGGACUAGGUUUAAGGCCUUUGUGGUUGUUGGUGAUGGGAAUGGACACGUGGGUUUGGGAGUUAAGUGUUCGAAGGAAGUGGCGACUGCCAUUCGUGGGGCUAUUAUACUGGCCAAAUUGUCGGUUAUUCCUGUGAGGAGAGGGUAUUGGGGUAACAAAAUUGGGCAGCCACAUACUGUGCCUUGUAAGGUUACUGGGAAGUGUGGGUCUGUAACUGUGAGGAUGGUGCCUGCUCCUCGUGGUGCGGGAAUUGUCGCGGCUAGAGUGCCGAAGAAGGUGCUUCAAUUUGCUGGGAUUGAGGAUGUUUUUACGUCUUCCAGAGGGUCUACUAAGACUCUUGGCAACUUUGUCAAGGCCACUUUUGACUGUCUCUUGAAAACCUAUGGUUUCUUGACUCCUGAUUUCUGGACGGAGACUCGCUUUAUCAAAUCUCCUUUCCAAGAGUUCACUGAUCUACUAGCAAAGCCAACAAAAACCCUUGUCCUUGAAGAUGUGGAGAGAGUGGAGGCCUGAUUGGAGCUAGGAAUUCUGAAAGAUGAGUAAAGUUUGAUGUUGGGAGAACAUUGAAGGCUGGAAUUAGGUUUGAAAAGAAACAUGAACAGAACAAUAGAGCUGCUUCAAGAGUAGUGAUUUCUAGGUUUCAAGUGAUUUUUUUUUUAAUUUUCGAGUGCUGAUUGAACACCGACAGAUGCAUUUGGGCGCAACAAAUAGUUAUCAACAGCUCUAAUAUUGAUCUUGCUCUUGUUGGAAAUAAUGAAUGAUCUGGAUCUAGGUGCUUCAAAUCCGUUCGACAUGGAAUUUUGUAAUAGGGUGAAACAACUCGCUUUUUUCUAGUUUCAGAGCGAUGUAUUGUGCGACUGUAUCAUCCUGCUAUAAAAUUAUGAGCAUGUCAUUCGAGGCUA